AUGACGCUGCAGAAGCGCGUCAAGAGCAUGAUAGAGAAGAACACCAGCCUUGCCAACGUGAUCCAGGCAUCGGAGAAGAAGGGCAAGGAGGCCAGAAGUGGCCUACGCCGUAAAGCCAAGGACGUUGAAGUUUCCGAACUCCAGCGGAAACUGAAGCUGGCUGAUGAUGAGAUCGACCGUAUUAAUAAGUGGUUCGAUGAGGCCCAAGGCAGCGCGGCCGAGGUCGAAACCCUUAAAAGUGCCCUUGCCGAAGCCAAGAAGGAGGCUGAGGCAGGCAAAGUGGCCGCUGACAAAGCAGCUGCGGAUUUAGAGGCCGAGCAGCUUACCCAUCGCAAGUAUGAGGAGCGGGUGACCGAAGUGGAACAGGUGCUUCAAGACGCCGCCAAUAAGUGUGAGGCUCUAGAGGAGAGUAAUAAAGCCCAAGCGGCCAAACUCAACAAGGCUCUUCAAGAGGCAAAGGAUGUGCGGGGCGAGUCCAGAGUGGUUUGCGAGGAGAUCAAGCCAGACAGAUAG
Molecule: messenger RNA, 513 nt
Organism: Aegilops tauschii subsp. strangulata
Lineage: Eukaryota; Viridiplantae; Streptophyta; Magnoliopsida; Poales; Poaceae
Source: RefSeq, a predicted model, not a curated record